CAAAGAGGCCCCCCCCCCCCCCCCAAAUUGCUGCAUCUGGAAAGCAAGGGAAGGCAGAAGACUGCUAUGGGUUAAGGGCUGCUUUAAUAAGGGCUGUGGCAGGUUGGAUGGUGGGGCAGACAGUGCUAAGGGUUGCUUAUUGGCAGCUCUUACAACUGAACUCCUAAAAUACAGCUGUCCUCGACUUACGAUCACAAUUGAGCCCAAUAUUUAUAUUGUUGCCCCAUUUUAACGACUUUUCUUGUCACAUUUGUUAAGUGAAUCACUGAGGUUGUUAAGUUAGUAACAUGGGUUGUUAAGUGAAUCCAGCUUCCCCAUUGACUUAGUUUGUCAGAAGGUUGCAAAAGGGAAUCACAUGACCCCGGUACGCUGCAUCCUUCAUAAAUAUGAACCAAUUGUCAAUAGAAUAGAAUAGAAUAGAAUAGAAUAGAAUAGAAUUCUUUAUUGGCCAAGUGUGAUUGGACACACAAGGAAUUUGUCUUUGGUGCAUAUGCUCUCAGUGUACAUAAAAAGAAAAGAUACAUUCGCCAAGAAUCAUAAGGUACAACACUUAAUGAUAAUCAUAGGGUACAAAUAAGCAAUCACUGUUAUUAACAUCAGCUGCCUGCAAUUAUUGCAAGUUCAAAUCUCACCAGGCUCAAGGUUGACUCAGCCUUCCAUCCUUUCUAAGCUUGCAACCAAACAGGACUUUUAACUACCGAAUGCAGAAGAUUAGGAAUUAUGGAUAUGAAAUUCAAUUCUUCUCGGAAAUACGUUUCUAUCAGCAUACCAUCAAAAUCCCAAGCUAUGUCGCCACAUAUCAAAUCAGUAGAUGAUAUAAUUGUCCUCGGAAUUAAUCUCAGCAAAUUUAACAAACCUACACAGUUUUUUAUUUGUGUUUUGGGAGUCUUCCUGUUUUAUCUUAUUUAUGGAUAUCUGCAGGAGCUGAUAUUUUCAGUAGAAGGCUUUAAAUCCUUUGGCUGGUAUCUUACAUUAGUACAAUUUGGGUUUUAUUCCAUUUUUGGACUUAUAGAACUACAGCUUAUUCAAGACAAGAGGAGAAGGAUCCCAGGCAAAACCUACAUGAUAAUAGCUUUUCUAACAGUGGGGACUAUGGGUUUAUCAAAUACCUCCUUAGGAUAUCUGAAUUAUCCUACACAAGUAAUCUUCAAGUGCUGUAAACUGAUCCCAGUUAUGAUAGGAGGAGUCUUUAUACAAGGGAAACGUUACAAUAUUGUAGAUGUUUCUGCUGCAGUAUGUAUGAGCUUGGGCUUAAUAUGGUUUACUCUAGCUGAUAGCACAAUUGCACCAAAUUUCAACUUGACAGGAGUGGUCCUUAUAUCUCUUGCCCUCUGCGCAGAUGCAAUUAUAGGAAACGUGCAAGAAAAAGCAAUGAAAUUGCACAGCGGUUCUAAUUCCGAAAUGGUUUUGUAUUCCUAUUCAAUAGGUUUCCUGUACAUUUUAUUGGGACUGACAUGUACUGCUGGCCUAACUCCUGCAGUAACAUUUUGUUCAAAGCGCCCAGUUCAAACAUACGGCUAUGCAUUCUUAUUCUCCUUGACUGGCUAUUUUGGAAUCUCUUUUGUCUUGGCUUUGAUUAAAAUCUUCGGAGCUCUUUUAGCUGUAACAGUUACAACUGGAAGAAAAGCAAUGACAAUUGUCCUUUCUUUUUUGUUUUUUGCAAAGCCAUUCACAUUCCAGUACGUGUGGUCAGGUUUAUUAGUUAUCCUUGGCAUAUUUCUCAAUGUUUACAGCAAGAAUAUGGAUAAAAUCAGAUUGCCUUCACUGCGCCGUCUCUGGAAUAAAUCUCUGGAAGAUAGAAAGACAAGGACGUUAUCCCAAACAGUAUAGAACUGGCUUGUGCCAUGUGUUGGCAUUAGACUGUUUGCUUCUGUUCUUUCCUUGCAAUAGUCUGCAGGCGAAUCCUUUUCCAAAGGGAAGGAUGUUAAAAAAUACCAAAGGCAUUGAAGGCGCUUUUGUCUACUACCAGAGGACUGAAGUCAGCUUGUCUGCAAAACUUUGUUUGAGCACUUGGAUUCCCUUCUUGGAAGGGAUUGGUUGAAUGAUGUCAUUGGACAAGGAACAUGGGAAAAUAAUAAUUCUUGGGAAAGCUGCUAUUGAAAUUGUGUCUCUGAACGGAACACUUGGGAGAGUGAGUUAUGUGAUUAAUUUGGGCAUUUUAAUUGUAUAAAAGGUGCUUUGGCAGUGGCUGAAAUCAGUGGACCUUGUUUUAUUGUUGGAAUGUGUUUAUUUAAAUGUAAUGUCUUAAUCGAUACAAAUCAAAACUUGAUCGAUAAAAGUGAAAAUUUAAACCUCCAAGGUUGAGAUCAUUAUGCCAGUUUUUUUUUUCUUUUUAAAUAAUAAAAUCUAUCCCAGAUUGUUUUUAAAACCUUUGUUCUCAUUGUUUUAGCGCUGUGGAUUUCUUCUGAGAAAAACUAGAACUCCUCAUAAGGGCUUUUAAAGAAGAGAGUAAUUUUCUAUCUAUGCAUUUCCUAUCACAUAACUGGUUCUUUUAUGAAAUUAUCUUUCAACUAAUGUUAACAAGUAGGGCUGCACAAAUGUUCUGAGCUGAGAACGGCCAUUUAAGUGUUCCAAGCUUGAAAUAAAACUGAAGCAUGCUGAGAUGUCUCUUUCAAGAUUAAGACAAUGCAAAAUUGGUCCAGGCUUAAAACAAUAACUUGGCUACUUUGAAUUGUCAUAUGACGAAUAUUCUGAUCAUAAAAUGUAACCUUGAACAAACCAUUGCAACCUUAUAACAAAUUGUCCUGACUUCAAAUUAGACAAUAUAGAGUAUUCUGAGCUUAAAGCAAAAUUUAAAUAUUUCACUUUUGUUCUGAUUGAACAUUACAAUGCAAUUUUUUAAGGAGGAUCAUUUUGUUCUGAUCUUGGGAAAAAAAAUACAUUCCUCAUUUUAUUCAUAUCCCCACUUAUGAACAAGUAUUCAGAAAAGUUUGAUUAGCCAGCCAAUUUACAUCAUUCCACAAGAUACUGUUUCUUGCUACUUCUGCAUAUUGAAAUGAAAGAAAAGAAAGUUGGGAAAAUAGCUAGAGAGUAGCAGAUGAAUUAUUUUGUACAUUUUUUGAUAUUGUAAUUAAGUUAUAAAUUCGAUCAUUCUGUGGAGUUUUCUGUAGUGUGUAUUUUUUUAAAGCAAAUGCUAAAAUACUAUGCCACACUAAUUUUAUAGCUAAAUAAAUUAUGCACAUGAGUGAUA
This is a messenger RNA of Pantherophis guttatus, 3190 nucleotides long. It is a transcript of the gene SLC35B3, whose product is annotated as solute carrier family 35 member B3. Gene Ontology annotation, biological process: transmembrane transport; 3'-phosphoadenosine 5'-phosphosulfate transport. Lineage: Eukaryota; Metazoa; Chordata; Lepidosauria; Squamata; Colubridae. Gene Ontology annotation, cellular component: endoplasmic reticulum membrane; Golgi membrane. The record is from RefSeq and is a predicted model, not a curated record. Gene Ontology annotation, molecular function: 3'-phosphoadenosine 5'-phosphosulfate transmembrane transporter activity.